Messenger RNA from Gamsiella multidivaricata, 1869 nucleotides. RefSeq names its product SRP54-type protein. The transcript is spliced from 7 exons. Bases 1 to 1869 code for a protein of 622 amino acids. Lineage: Eukaryota; Fungi; Mortierellomycota; Mortierellomycetes; Mortierellales; Mortierellaceae. The record is from RefSeq and is a predicted model, not a curated record. Gene Ontology annotation, biological process: SRP-dependent cotranslational protein targeting to membrane. Gene Ontology annotation, cellular component: signal recognition particle receptor complex; endoplasmic reticulum membrane. Gene Ontology annotation, molecular function: ATP hydrolysis activity; signal recognition particle binding; GTPase activity.
AUGCUCGACCUCUUCACGAUCGCCACCAAGGGCGGACUGGUGCUGUGGUCAAAGGCCUACGGCCCCACUCCGUCCGCGCCCAUCAACACCCUCAUCCAGGACGUCCUCAUCGAGGAGCGCUCAUCAACACAGAUCUACUACAAGGACAACUAUGCACUCAAGUGGACCUUUGUCAACGAUCUCGACCUCGUCUUUGUGGCCAUGUACCCAAAGGCACUUGGAUUGACAUAUAUCGACACAUUGUUGAAGGUAGCCAGCACACAGUUCAGUGAUCUCUACGGCGAGAGGAUAUUGCGCAAACCCAGUGGGAUCCCACAGCUCAAGGACUGGGACGUACGGUUUGAGGCCCUGCUGCAGACCGUUGAAGAUCAGGAUGUGUUGAAAUCAAGACAGCCACGCAGAUUUGAGGAAACCGUCGGAUAUGCAAACACGUUGGCAUAUUCCAAGGCAAAGCCAGACGACACGAAGGAAAGUGCAAAAUCGCCACUGUUGGACGAGGAAGAAUUCCACAAGAACGUCGAGAUGCUCAGGAGAAAGACAGCAUCGCCUAGGAUGGGUGGACGGAAAGGCAAGGGUGCCAAGUCACCGAUCGCAUCCCCCGUCAUCGGAUCAGAUGGCGAUCUUAAAAAGAAGAACCUCAAGGAGGGACGCAAAUGGGACGGCAAGAUCUCUGCCAAGGACGCCAAAAGUCUGGAUUACAGCAAUUCGGAUGUAGCAGACGUUGUCAAUGCGGAUCACUUGGUAAGUAAGGUGUGGGGUGUGGAUCAAAGGGGAAUGGGACAACAUGGCAAGGAUGGCACAUACAAUGUCGCAGACCUGGAAGCGAGCGAUGAGGACAGCUACAGCUCGAACGAAUCAGACGAGGAGUAUACCAAGAUUUCAGCACGAUCUCUCCAGGCCAAAAAGCCCACUGCAGCCUCAACGGGUCUCAUGUCGUUCUUCAAGAACAUGACUGGUCAGAAGGAGAUGACUGCAGAGAGUCUGGGGCCCAUCAUGAACAAGAUGAAGGAGCAUUUGAUCAACAAGAACGUCGCCGCAGAUAUCGCCCAGCAUCUUUGCGAUUCUGUUGCCAAGGGAUUGAUCGGUCAGACAUUGGGCAGCUUCAAGAAUGUACAAACGCACGUGAAACAGAAUAUGGAAUUGGCACUGAAGCGCAUCCUGACACCAAAGACUUCUGUUGACUUGCUGCGCGACAUUGCUCAGGCACAGUCCGAGAAGCGACCGUAUACGAUUGUGUUCAUCGGCGUCAACGGCGUUGGCAAAUCAACCAACCUGUCCAAGACCGCAUUCUGGCUCCUGCAGAACAACCUAAAGGUUCUAAUUGCAGCCUGCGAUACCUUCCGAUCUGGAGCAGUGGAGCAGCUUCGAGUCCAUGUCCGCAACCUGAAGGCACUGGAACAGAACGCUGUUGUGGAUCUGUACGAGAAGGGCUAUGGCAAGGACUCUGCAGCAAUCGCAAAGGAGGCGAUUUCUUCCGCAAAACUGACAGGGCAUGAUGUGGUCUUGAUUGAUACUGCAGGACGGAUGCAGGACAACGAUCCAUUGAUGCGUGCACUUGCCAAGCUGGUGACAGUGAAUAACCCAGACAAGAUCAUUUUCGUGGGCGAGGCAUUGGUUGGCAACGAGGCGGUGGAUCAGUUGACAAAGUUCAAUGCGGCAUUAAAGGACUUUUCAGGAUUGGCGAACCCUCGCCAUAUUGACGGGAUGAUCCUGACCAAGUUCGAUACGAUCGACGACAAGGUCGGAGCAGCGCUGUCGAUGACCUACACGACAGGACAGCCGAUUUUGUUUGUGGGCACGGGCCAAACGUACACGGACCUGAAGAACAUGAAGGUCAGCCAUGUUGUCGGAUCGCUGCUGAGGGAGUAG